Molecule: messenger RNA, 5047 nt
Organism: Varanus komodoensis (Komodo dragon)
Lineage: Eukaryota; Metazoa; Chordata; Lepidosauria; Squamata; Varanidae
Gene: INPP5F
Product: inositol polyphosphate-5-phosphatase F
Exons: 20
Coding region: 211-3624 (1137 amino acids)
Biological process (GO): phosphatidylinositol dephosphorylation; regulation of endocytic recycling
Cellular component (GO): early endosome; clathrin-coated endocytic vesicle
Molecular function (GO): phosphatidylinositol-4-phosphate phosphatase activity
Source: RefSeq, a predicted model, not a curated record
GCGCCGGUUUUGUGCGCGCUCCCGCCUUUCUUCCCCGCGCCGCCGCUGGAAGGGCUGGGCGCUUGUUGCCGCCGGCGUGGAAAGCGGGGCGGGGGGGCAGGUGGCUGAUCGAGGCGCGGUCGCCCUCCUCCCUUGCAUUUCAUCCCUCCCUGCGUCCGCCUACGCUUCCUCCUCUGCUCACCUUUGCGUCCUCCGUCCCCCUCGCCGAGCAUGGAGCUCUUCCAAGCCAAGGACCACUACAUCCUGCAGCAAGGAGAAUGGGCGCUCUGGUGUAGCCGCGCCGACGGCAGCCUCCAGCUCCGUCCGGCUACUGACCUCCUUCUGGCUUGGAAUCCAAUUUGUCUGGGCUUAAUCGAAGGACUUAUUGGAAAAGUUCAACUUCAUACAGAUUUGCCUUGGUGGCUGCUUUUGAUUCGCCAAAAAGUAGUGGUUGGCAAGCUUCCAGGAGAUCAUGAAGUAUGUAAAAUAACAAAGAUUGCAGCAAUACCACUCUCUGAAGCAGAACCUCAGGAUCUGGAGCUGGAGCUCUGUAAAAAACAUCAUUUUGGAAUAUACAAGCCAGAGAAGAUAACACAGUCUCCAGAUGACUCUAAAUUUCUGCUCAAGACCUUCACUCAGAUUAAAUCGAAUGUUUCUGCUUCUAGUAAAAAGAAGGUUAAAGAAAGUAAAGAGAAAGAGAGACUGGAGAGGAGGCUGCUGGAAGAGUUGUUCAAAAUGUUUAUGGACUCAGAUUCUUUUUACUACAGUUUGACUUAUGACCUCACAAACUCUGUUCAAAGGCAAAGUGCAUGUGAGAAGGCCAAUUUACCUCUUUGGAAGAAGGUUGAUGACAGAUUCUUCUGGAACAAACAUAUGAUUGAAGACCUGCUAAACAUUGGUAAACCUGAGGUGAAUUCUUGGAUUAUCCCAAUCAUCCAGGGAUUUGUUCAGAUUGAAGAGCUUGUAGUUAAUUAUAAUGAAGCAUCUGAUGAGGAGAAAAGCAGUCCUGAGACUCCACCUCUAGAGUCUGUGUGUGUGGAUGAUAUUCAUCCAAGCUUCCUUGUGGCACUUAUCUCACGUCGAAGUCGCCACAGAGCUGGGAUGCGUUACAAGCGAAGAGGGGUUGAUAAAAAUGGGAAUGUGGCAAAUUAUGUGGAGACUGAGCAAUUGAUUCAUGUCCAUAACCACACCCUCUCUUUUGUUCAGACACGAGGCUCUGUGCCUGUUUUCUGGAGUCAGGUUGGUUAUAGGUAUAAUCCACGGCCACGUCUGGACAAAUGUGAAAAGGAAACUGUGCCUUAUUUCUGUAAACAUUUUGAAGAACAAUUAAAAAUAUAUACAAAACAGAUCAUAAUUAACUUGGUGGACCAGACUGGGCGAGAGAAAAUUAUUGGUGAUGCUUACCUUAAACAGGUUUUACUGUACAACAAUUCAAGCCUAACCUAUGUUUCAUUUGACUUCCACGAACACUGCCGUGGAAUGAAGUUUGAAAAUGUACAGACAUUAACAGAUGCCAUUUCAGACAUCAUCACUGAUGUGAAGUGGUGCUGGGUGGACCAAGCUGGUGUGAUUUGUAAGCAGGAAGGAAUUUUCCGGGUUAAUUGUAUGGAUUGCCUAGAUCGAACCAAUGUUGUCCAAGCUGCUAUUGCCCGUAUAGUUAUGGAACAGCAGUUGAAAAAGCUGGGUGUAAUGCCACCGGAACAACCAUUGCCAGUGAAAUGCAAUCGAAUCUACCAGAUCAUAUGGGCGAACAAUGGUGAUGCCAUAAGCAGACAGUAUGCUGGAACAGCAGCUUUAAAGGGUGACUUCACAAGGACUGGUGAAAGGAAGCUGGCAGGAGUAAUGAAAGAUGGAGUUAAUUCUGCAAAUAGGUACUAUUUAAAUCGCUUCAGGGAUGCAUAUAGGCAAGCAGUCAUAGAUUUAAUGCAGGGCAUUCCUGUGACAGAGGAUCUCUAUUCUAUAUUUACAAAAGAGAAGGAGCAUGAAGCACUGCACAAGGAGAACCUGAGAAGUCAUCAGGAACUGAUUAGCCAAUUAUUACAAAGUUAUAUGAAGUUGCUUUUGCCAGAUGACGAAAAGUUCCACGGUGGCUGGGCACUUAUUGACUGUGACCCAAGUCUUAUUGAUGCUACUCAUAAAGAUGUGGAUGUUCUGCUCCUGCUUUCUAACUCUGCCUACUAUGUUGCCUAUUAUGAUGAUGAAGUAGAUAAAGUAAAUCAGUACCAAAGGCUGAGCCUUGAAGAUUUGGAGAGGAUAGAAAUAGGACCUGAACCAACUCUUUUUGGGAAGCCCAAGUUCUCAUGCAUGAGGCUCCAUUAUAAAUACAAAGACACAAGUGGAUAUUUCCAUACCCUUAGAGCUGUGAUGCGCAACCCUGAAGAAGAUGGAAAAGACACUCUUCAGUGCAUUGCAGAAAUGCUGAGAAUUACAAAACAAGCCAUGGACUUAGAUGUGCCCAUUAUUGAAAAAAAACUGGAGAGGAAAAGCAGUAAACCCCAUGAGGACAUCAUUGGUAUUAGAUCCCAGAACAGGGGCUCCUUGGCUCAGGGGAAGAACUACUUAAUGAGCAAGUUUUCAUCUCUUAAUCAGAAAGUGAAACAAACCAAAUCCAAUGUAAACAUCAGCAACCUUAGGAAGCUGGGAAACAUUACCAAGCCUGAACUGAAAGUCAACUUCUUAAAGCCCAAUCUGAAAGUAAAUCUUUGGAAAUCUGACAGUAGUCUUGAAACCAUGGAAAACCCUAUGACAGAUACCAAAGUCAAUAUGGAAUCAGACAUUGAAAUUUCCUCAGAUAAUGACUCUUUCCAUUCAGAUGACUUCCUUACAAAUUCUAAAUCUGAUGAUGAUCAGCAGUUCAUGGACUCAUUAGAGAAUGUGGGGCAGAUAGAUUAUGUCCUACCUAGUUGUGGUAUCAUUGCUUCUGCUCCUCGGCUAGGCAGCCGAUCACAGUCUAUAAGCAGUAGUGACAUGAAUAUUAGUAUCCCUGUCCCUUCAGAAAUCCACAUCGCACAGUAUGGAGACCAGCCUAACAAAUCUGAACCUGAAGGCAAAGCAUCUCAGGAAACUCCUUCCACUGAAAAUGCAGCGGUGGAGUUCACUAAGCCAGUUGAUGCUUACUGCCAUAAAUUUGUACAGGAUGCUCAAGUUAAGAUGACCACUGUUUCAGGAAUGGAGAUUGGUUCUCAAGGACCUCAGCAAGAUGCCGAUUAUGUUAGCUGUAAUGCUCCUAAGAAAACUGAACCUUGUUUGGGAAGAACUAAUGAAGCUCCUUCUAGACCAUCAAAACUGGAUGUAUCAUUUUCAGAAACAGGAUCACAGCUCUUACUGGUUGAACAGACUAAGUCUUCUAGAUGUUGUAACAGCCCAGGCUCCUCAUCCAGUGUUCUUGAAGUUGAGCCAGGGUUUCAUAUGACCCCUUCACCUGCAGAAAGCAAUGGCAGUAGGGCAGUAUCACCCUUUGCAAAGAUCCGCAGCUCCAUGGCCCAGGUAGCUAAUAUUACCCAAGCUGGUUUAACCCAAGGGAUCAAUUUUGCAGUUGCUAAAGUACAGAAGAGUCCAGCUGAACCAGAAUCUGUAAAUGAAAUUCAACCAAGUGAACUGAGGGAUAUGUUUACACAGUGUCAGACACGAAUAAUUCAGAUCUAGAGCUCAGCUCUAAUACCCAGCUGUACAUAUUGCUAAGCAAAAGGUUUGCUAUAUAACCCCGAGAAGAAGGGGCAAACUGUCAGAGUAUUGGUAUUAAAAAUGCCAAUAACUAUGUUUACAGAAAAGUUUGGAAGAAGUGGAUUCUGAACAGGUUUCAGAAUUAUCCUUGGGCAGCUGAGUGGGUGAAGGGUAACCAUACUAAAUAGGUAACUCAUAAACCAGUGGCUGAUGUGCAUGCUGUUUGUUUGAGUGAUCAGUUGCACAAUUAGCUCUGAGACUAGUUUUCAUAGACCUUCUGCUUUAUCUAGAGUAUAUUGAAGGGCUGGUACUGAACACCUAUUACCUUAUUAAUCUUGCACUGUACCAGUGAACAUUUUACUCAGAAGAUAUCCUAUUUAUUUUUCAGACUAACUUUUAAAUUUAAUUUUAAAAAUUUGUUUUUCUUGAUCUAGUUGCAUUCUUAAGGGCACUUCCACAAAGGGAGCAUUUGAAUAUGUAUGCCUAUGAAUUUACUUCCUCCACCAAUUCCUUGCUUCUUCCUACCUCUGUUAACCAUGGUACCAUGAAGCAUUCUAAUAUAGUAAUAUGUAAAUUUUUUCAGGGUAGCUGCAGAAAAGGGGUUUCUUAAAAAAAAUCUUUAAAUCAUACGAUUUGUCUAGAAGGUAUUGUGUGUCUGCUAGAAACUAGCUCCUUGCUAUUAAGACUACUACUGGUUUUGAGGAAAAAGGUCUUUAACUUUAAAAUAAUUGAGUAUGUGCUACUGUGUUCAUAUGAGAAGACAUUUUAUUGCCUAAACAUAACCAGGAAAGUAACAAAAUAGAUAACUGAAAGCCUCAACCAUAAAAUCAUACUGCUGAUAUUUAAAACUAGAUUAAUGCAAAGUGUUUUAAAAGAGUUAUAAUAGUUGUGAUCUGUUGAGAUCAAUUCUGUCUUUGUUACAUUACUGGCAGGGAAUGGGGUUGCAUUUAAAUGCUUGUAUUGGGAAUCAGAUUCCAAAAGUGAAGUGUGAGAGGACAAUUCUAAUAGCUCAUACUGUUUUCCCCAGAACGUUCUUGUGGCUGAUGUAGAAUGUAGCAGCAGAAACAACUACACUGGAUACUGCUAUCUUGUGCUUCUUAGCCUCAGUAGUCCCCAUUCUAGAGCCAAGGUCUGUAUAUGUUAGUACAUGUGUACUAUACUAGAUUGCACGUACUGUUCUAAGCAGUUAACCAGUGUCACAAUGGUAGUAUGUCUUUGAAUAUAUCUACUAUAACAGAAGUGAUCAUCAACUUAACCUGAUUGUCUUUUUUUUUUUUUGGUCCAAUACUUUUGAUACUGUUUCCAUUUUGUUAUUUAUUUCUUACUGCUGUAAUGUGUGUUCUUUUCUUGGAGUGUCUAUAAAUUUGUGAGUAUAUUUAAAAUAAAAUAGCACUGUUUUAAUGUG